AUGGGUCUCGAGGAUGGGCUUUCCGAUGACGUCCGUGUGAUCACCGAGAAGUCGCUACCAGCCGACGCCUCCUCCUUCGGCCUGGGAGCCUUCGCCGGCACAAUGUUCAUCCUCUCCUCCUACCUCGCCGGGUGGGCGCCCGACUUGACGUGGGUGACGGUGGCGCUGUUCUACGGCGGCUUGGGGCAGUUUGUGGCGGGCAUGUGGCAGUACAAGCGCAACUGCGUCUUCUCCUCUACCUCCUUCUCCACCUACGGCUGCUUCUGGAUGUCGCUCGGCCUCUUCUACUGCUUCAAGCUCUGGAAAUGGGUCAGUCCACGGGACCGGGCCACAGUGCACUGUCAGAUCGCAUCGCAAACCCGUCGCUUCCUACAUUUCUGUUUCGUUGUAGCGCUACCUUUUUCCAACUUCCGGCUCGCCCGCGUCUCUUCUCCCCGCGUGCCCCGCGCACUGCAGGUGCCGGCGGACUUCGACGUGUCGGGCGCGGAGGCGUGGUUCCUGGUGGCGUUCUUCCUGUUCAACACGUACAUGCUAGCGGCGGCGUUCACGCUGUCCGUGGUGAACGUGGUGGUGUUCGGCCUGUACGAGCUCACGCUCGUCUGCCUCAUCAUCGGCGACUUCCUCAAGCAACCCGUCGACGGCGGCGCCUCUUGGAUCACCGCCGGCGGAUACAUCGGCGUCUUCACCUCCGUCUCGGCGUGGUACGCGUCGUUCGCGGUGCUCUUCAACGGCAUGGUCGAUCGCGAGAUCAUGUACCUCGGCAAGCCGCUCAUCAACAUCAAGCGGGAUUAG
Messenger RNA from Closterium sp. Naga37s-1, 792 nucleotides. The record is from the annotation of a GenBank genome assembly. Lineage: Eukaryota; Viridiplantae; Streptophyta; Zygnematophyceae; Desmidiales; Closteriaceae.